GCUUCCUGAAUUCCCCAGGCAUUUCCUCAUUGCCAACCCUCUCCUCCACGCAUUCCACUGCUCACUUUGGCAGGCGCUGGGGAAUUUCAUUCCCACCUGUGCUUUCUUCCCCUCGGUGCACCUGAAGUUCUCUCUCCUUUCUCAACCCCUGCAGGAGUUCGGGUGGGAUUGCCACAGUGUGGUCUGGGGAGGGAGAGAGGGCGAGGGGAAAGGGGUAUCUACCUGGUCCCGACCUCUGGUUCCCCUCACUAGGCAAAGGACUUGUGCAACCGGCCCAGCAGCUGCCCAAGCCCUUCCAGCCUGAUCAUCACAUGACUGGGAGGGCGGCGGGAGCCGGGCCGGAGCAGCAGCAGCAGUAGCAGCUCCUUAGGCUCAGCCUGUGGGUUUAGUUCCGCGCCCGGAGGAAGAGAGAGAAGGGGGCGGAGGGAAGAGAACCUGCCGCCACCGCUCCUGACCCCCUCCCCCCAGCUUCAGCCGGUUCCCAGCCUCGCUCCAAGUAGCUCCAUUGCGGAAGUGGACCAGGAGGUGGCGGCGGCGGCGGCUGCGCUGCCCCCGGGAGCCCGUGGCUGGGGCUCGGCCUCUUUCCCCGCUCCUUCUUCAAUAGCAACAAAUAGCCCCGAGCCCGUGCUUGCAGUCCCCGGCUAGGCUAAGGUUGCCUGGCUUCCCCCUUUCUUUUUCCUUUUGGGUCGGCGCAAUCGUCGCCUCCGUCCCAGGCUGCAUGCUCGUGGCCCCCCCUCUCCCUCUCCUCCUCCUCCCACUCCUCCUCCUCCUGCUGCUGCUGCUGCUGCUGCUGCCGCCGCCGCCGCCGCUCUCCCCGCAGCCGGCCGCGGGAGCAGUAACAUGCUCACUCGCGUGAAAUCUGCGGUGGCCAAUUUCAUGGGCGGCAUCAUGGCUGGUGGCUCGGGCUUGGAGCACAGCGGAGGCUGCGCCGGUGGCAGCGGGGGCGCCGGCUCCGACCUGCCCUUGCGCUUCCCCUACGGACGGCCGGAGUUUCUGGGGCUGUCUCAGGACGAAGUCGAAUGCAGCGCUGACCACAUCUCCCGCCCCAUCCUCAUCCUCAAGGAGACCAAGAGGCUGCCCUGGACCACGGGCUACGCAGAAGUGAUCAAUGCAGGAAAGAGCACACACAAUGAAGAUCAGGCCAGUUGUGAGGUGCUAUCAGUGAAGAAGAAACCAGGAGUCAUUACUUCAACUCCAAACAAAAAUUCAUCUGCAAAGCGAAGGUCCUCUCUUCCCAAUGGAGAAGGGCUGCAACUAAAGGAGAAUUCUGACAUAGAUGGCAUUUCCUUCCACUACUGGUCCCUCUUUGAUGGACAUGCUGGAUCUGGGGCUGCUGUCGUGGCAUCCCGGUUGUUGCAGCAUCACAUUGUGGAACAGCUCCAGGACCUUAUAGAGAUCCUGAAGAACUCUGCAGUCCUUCCCCCCACCUGCCUAGGGGAAGAGCCUGAGAACAACCCAACCAACAGUCGGACUCUAACGAGGGCUGCCUCCCUUCGAGGUGGAGUGGGCGCCCCAGGCUCCCCCAGCACCCCACCCACACGUUUCUUUACGGAGAAAAAGAUUCCCCACGAGUGCCUUGUUAUUGGGGCCAUUGAAAGUGCGUUCAAGGAAAUGGACCUGCAGAUAGAACGAGAGAGGAGCACAUACAAUAUAUCUGGAGGAUGCACAGCCCUUGUUGUUGUCUGCCUAUUGGGAAAGCUGUACGUGGCAAAUGCUGGUGAUAGCAGAGCCAUCAUCAUUAGGAAUGGAGAAAUCAUCCCCAUGUCUUCAGAAUUCACGCCAGAGACAGAGCGCCAACGACUCCAAUACUUGGCCUUCAUGCAGCCUCACUUGCUGGGAAACGAGUUCACACAUUUAGAGUUUCCAAGAAGAGUGCAAAGGAAAGAACUCGGAAAAAAGAUGCUCUACAGGGACUUCAAUAUGACAGGGUGGGCAUACAAAACCAUUGAGGAUGACGACCUGAAGUUUCCACUUAUAUAUGGAGAAGGCAAGAAGGCACGAGUGAUGGCAACUAUUGGCGUGACCAGAGGACUUGGAGACCAUGACCUGAAGGUUCAUGACUCCAACAUCUACAUAAAACCAUUCCUGUCUUCAGCUCCUGAGGUGAGGGUCUAUGAUCUCACGCAAUAUGAGCAUGGGACAGACGACGUGCUGAUUUUAGCCACAGACGGACUCUGGGAUGUUUUAGUGAAUGAAGAAGUGGCUGAAGCAAUCACACAAUUUCUUCCUAACUGUGAUCCUGACGACCCACACAGGUACACACUGGCAGCUCAAGACCUGGUCAUGCGAGCUCGGGGCGUGCUGAAGGACAGAGGCUGGCGGAUAUCCAACGACCGGCUAGGCUCGGGAGACGACAUCUCUGUCUAUGUCAUUCCUCUGAUACACGGGAACAGACUCUCGUGAGGCUGCUCGCGGCGCAGGGGGCCGGCAGGGUGUGGGGAGAGAGACGUCCGUCUCUCUGAGGGAGGGAAAUGCCGACGUCCGUCCCAAGUGCUGUCCUCCGUUCCCAGUCCGCGCCGCUGGACGAGGAGCUUGCUGUUGCAGAGCUCUGCCCAUGCCCCUCUCCUCGGCCUUCUCCUCCAUUCACGGGGCUCGGGCACUGGGCAGCAGCUCAAUGCAAAGCCCUCUCUCACGCCUCCUGGUACAGCUCCCCUACGUGGAGGUCCACCCACUGGGGGCCACACGAGUAUUUAUUUUGUUCCAGAGCAGUUGGAGCAAGCCCUUCCAGGCGUAGCCCCGGUAAAGGCCAGGCAGGCGGCCGGCUUCCCUAAGAGUGGAGGAAGGCGCAGCUGGGCAGCCACCGAGAGGGAGCGCUGGUGUGCAGCUGAGGCGCGGGGGCUGGGUUUUACUGGGGGACCCCUGGGGGAGGGGAGGUGUCCUUUGCAUUCCUUGAAUCCCACCUUCCUCAUCCACAGAGCAGGGCAUCUUCCAAAGGCAGCCCGAGGCAGUCCCUGUAGCAUCUCACUCACAGCCACCCGAGGUCCCGGAGGACGGAGCUCUCCUGUCCUGUUGUCCUGGGCCAUGUUCUCUUUCCAGAUGGAUUGUUUUCACCCCAAUCGGUUAGUCCCUUGGAGCUCCCUGGUGCCGCUGACGUCCCCGUCGGGCCUUCUGUCGGGGGUCCACGGUGCCCCUGGGAGCAGGGAUUGCCGUCCGUCCCCCCUCCCAUCUGGCCCCUCCGCUUCCUCCGUGCUCCCCACCAUCUCUGCCUCCGGCUCCGCAGUUCUCACGCGCCCUCUGACCCCUCCUAGUCGAAAUUGUUUGAAGAGCUGAGAUCCAAACGAGGCCGGUGCUUGCUGGGACCCAGAACGGGGCAGGAAAUGGGCUCCUCAGCACGUCCCGUCACGAAGACCAUUUCUGUGGGCCGGCGAAAGAGGAGGGAGUCGGCGUCGUUCUAGGCAAUGCCAGGCGGCCAGCUCCCCGUUUCCCCAGAGGCAGAGGGCGGCCGCGUCCUUGGCAUUCCUGGAGGCGUUGGGAUUUUCCUGGGACUGGCUUAGAGCCUUCCCUCCUCGGCAACUAUUCCACGACAGGCUCGCCAGUCGCCUGCCGAGGGGCAUCUUAGCACGGGGAGCUCAGCGGUGCCCCCAGCCACGGCCGCAGAGUCUCUGCGCUCCUCGGUCCACCUGGCCUGCCCGUGCGAGGCGCCCCCCCCCCGCUUCUUUCCUCUGUGCAUCAGUGUACCCCGGCUCUGAGGCUCUGCUGCAGAGUGCAAAGGCCCAGGUGCCCAGGAGGCUGUUCAUUGCCUUUCUCCGUCUCGCCCUCUUUUCCUUCAGGCUGAUAGAAGGAGGCGAAUGGUGGGGUCUGGGGCUGCGUGAGCCAGAGCAGGGGGCGAAUGCUGGGAUCUGGGGCGAAUGCUGGGAUCUGGGGCUGUGUGAGCCAGAGCAGGGGGCGAAUGGUGGGGUCUGGGGCUGCGAGAGCCACAGCAGGGGGCGAAUGGUGGGGUCUGGGGCGAAUGGUGGGGUCUGGGGCUGCGUGAGCCAGAGCAGGGGGCGAAUGCUGGGAUCUGGGGCGAAUGCUGGGAUCUGGGGCUGUGUGAGCCAGAGCAGGGGGCGAAUGGUGGGGUCUGGGGCUGCGAGAGCCACAGCAGCCGGUCUCCAACCCCCUCUGCCACCUCCUCACGUCCCUCUUCUCGUGGGUGUCCUUUUACGUCCCCCCAGCCAGACUGACUUGGCACCCAGUCCACCUCCUCUUCACCUAAAGGCCAGGAGAAGCCCGGGGUACAGCCUCGCCUCCAGGGCUCAGGCUAAGCCCCCUCGCGCCCACUUCUGCCAACCUUGAGCAUUAGUUUCCACUGCUGGUCACCAGAGAAUAGAGCAUCCAGAAGUGCCCUUCACAAGCCAUAGGGAAAGCAAGUCCCAUUUAGUGAAGAGGCUCCUCUCAUUCUUCCCCCUUCCCUGUAGGGGGGCAUUUUCAGGUUUGGAAAGUCGAGCUGUUAGGUGGAGGCAGGAGAAGAGGCCAUGGGGAGGUCCUGGUCCUGUGCUGGAAGAGAGGGUGAGAGCGCAUGGAAGGGGAAUAAGUCCAGCGUGAUAACAGGGCUUGUUAGUGCCCCGAGUUGAGAACACUCCGCCAACUGAGUUUGAUGAGUAUUUGCCUUUUCACCCAGCGCAGGGGAAAGGCCCCUUCAUCCUCGGGCAUUGGCCACAACGAGAUAAUGUGCUGGCCAUCAGGGGACUUCGAGAGGUAGGGCACCCCACAUUCCGUGGAGGGGAUAUUUAUUUAUAGGCCACCAUAUCUUGUGCAUCUGACUGAGCCAAACCUACUGGUGGUUGUCCCAGAAGAGGUCUUGUUUUUCAUCUCCUAAUUAAGUUAUUCUAAUUCUUCAGGGUGUCGCGUUCUUACUGUCUUUUGGCAGUUGGUUUUUUAAGUGAAUCCCUCCCACCCCCCACCCCCAGUUACCUCCUUGUCUUAUUAAAGAUGGCGCUUUCCAUUUCCCACCUGGGCUUUUCUAGCCUCUACAAGCCCUCUAUUUUGUCCUUCCACUCCAGAUUUAGGUUCUAACAUCACUGUUCCUUGCACAAGCUCUUUCUGCACAAUCAACAUGGGGAUAUUAGAUCAGCCAAGCUUUGCACUCUUAUCACCACUGGGGUGACUCCUGACCAAAGGCUGGCCUGAGAGUGAUGAGCCUGGGUCACAAAGGAGGAAGAGCAGAGUCCUGGUCUGCCAUUUUGUGAGCAUGAGCUGUGCUGACAGGUAGGAGGCUGGAUAACUCCAAAGUCUGUGGUCUUUUCUGACAUCAAGAAAUGCUACUCCAAGGUCCCUAAGCUUUCUCCACUCAUUCUGCUCUAAUCCCCAGCUUAGGGACCUUGGAGUAGCAUUUCCCUUUGGAGUCUUAGCUCUCCCCACUGAAGCCCCUUCUCCUUCCCUUUGCACCCUUCAUUUCUUGGGCCGGGCUUUGGCGUUGACACUGGAAAGGGAUAUCGAGGACCAUCUGGAUUCAACUUCAUAUCCUGGAAUGCUCUGAGAAAGGGUCUGUUUUGAUGAUAAGGAUCCAGCCUCUCAAGGUUUCUCCUAGGACUGUGCCCCAACCUAUCCCCUUUAUAAAAUCAGGCUAUUUAUAGGUUAGGGAAAAGGUUCUCCAUCACCUGGUAGAUCUCCUUUCCUCCAAGGACCCAAGCAGCAGCUCUGUAUUCUUAAUAAAGCCUUAAUGGGAUUUUCUUUCUUCCAACAAGCAGCCCCUCUUAGGACAGUCAGGGAGACAGAAAGAGAGAACAGGGAACUUAUAAACAAAGAAGGGUCAGGCUGACCACCACCAACACACACAACACACAAGGUUUUAAAAAUGGAAAAGACCUCAGGACACCAGACAGAGUUCUACACUGGAAACUUGGAGUACAAAAGACUGGAGGUGUUGCUGAAGCCAAGCCUCUCCCCCUGGCCUUCCACUUGGGUUUGUAGCUCUACAGAGAUUGGCCAAUCUCCUGAUGAGAGCAGCCUUGGCAAGGUUGGGCUGAUGAUGUGGCCCAUGGAUAGGCACGGUGAUAGCUGAAGAACAUACAAUAUGGAGGCAGCCCAACCCAAAGGAAGGCUGAAUCCAGACUGGAAUGCCAGCCUCAAUGGCUUGAUGGUCUCACCCCACUCUGUACUCAUGUGUAAAUAGCUUUACUUUUUUUUCCUUUGUCUUAGAUGAAGAUGUGUUUAUGUAGCUACCACAUAGACAGUGACCAAAUGAAACUGUUUAUGUUCUGCCAUUUUCUCCCUGUGAUGUACUUGAUGAGGAGCCAACACCUCCAAUCUUUUUAUUCUUCCAUGAGUAAUAGUGUUUGUUGAUUGUCCAUUUGGGGUGUUGUUUUGUUUUUUCAAGGUAACUCUUUCCUAUUCCCUAGUUUUGCUUCCAUUUUCUUUGUUUCUGUUGGGGUUCAAGCCAGCCUGCAGCAGAAAUCAUAUUUUCAAGACUGUGAUCAUUUGGUUUUUCCCACAAGGACCCUGUGUGUUGAAGACGGGAAAGAAUCUGUCAUAAAAUGGAUUUCAGAACAAUACUACGCUUUUCUGAUUUUUUCAACUGUAAUGACUUUUGUAAGGCACCCCCUUCCCCAACCCAAGCAAAAACCGUUUAGUACAAAGGAUUUAUUGUAUGUGUUUUGAAAACUUAAGUGCAAUGUCUUGAGGGAGAAGCUAAGGAGAAAUGUAUAUGUUCAUUGACAUUUUAAAAUAAAAGAUUAUAUAUAUAUGUACAUAGGACACCUUCA
Messenger RNA from Monodelphis domestica (gray short-tailed opossum), 6683 nucleotides. It is a transcript of the gene PPM1H, whose product is annotated as protein phosphatase, Mg2+/Mn2+ dependent 1H. The record is from RefSeq and is a predicted model, not a curated record. Gene Ontology annotation, biological process: protein dephosphorylation. Gene Ontology annotation, cellular component: mitochondrion. Lineage: Eukaryota; Metazoa; Chordata; Mammalia; Didelphimorphia; Didelphidae. Gene Ontology annotation, molecular function: [pyruvate dehydrogenase (acetyl-transferring)]-phosphatase activity.